Molecule: messenger RNA, 1899 nt
Organism: Dichotomopilus funicola
Lineage: Eukaryota; Fungi; Ascomycota; Sordariomycetes; Sordariales; Chaetomiaceae
Product: UV-endonuclease UvdE-domain-containing protein
Exons: 2
Coding region: 1-1899 (632 amino acids)
Biological process (GO): response to UV; mitochondrial DNA repair; nucleotide-excision repair
Cellular component (GO): nucleus; mitochondrion
Molecular function (GO): endonuclease activity
Source: RefSeq, a predicted model, not a curated record
AUGGAGGAACACCUAUCGGCCGUUGACGCCGACGCACCCCUCCGCCCUGAGAUUCACCUCCGGCGAUCGAGCCGGGGCUUGUCUAGGGUUAUGGGACCUAAGGACAUCGGCUCACCGACAGCGGGGAACAUGCUCGGGCUGCUGCACGACGGGGACGAGCCUCUGGACCGCCUGCAGAUCGAAAAGCGCAAGCAUGAGACGAAGGAGGACAUGAAACUUGCCAUUGAAGGGCUGGCGCGGAUGGAGCGUCGUCUGCGAAGUGCUACAAAGAAGCAGAAGCUGCAGAUUGAGGAGGAGACUUGCUCCUCCGAUCCACCCAGAUCUGCGAAGGACCGAGGGACCGAGGCGACGAGCGUGAGAGAAGUCGCUGCGAAAGCUAGAGAGGCCGCUGGAGAGCUCGCCAACGGGGGACAGCUGCCCACACCGGAGGAGAACGAAAAAGAUAACUUUGCCAGAGCUGUCACGGGCGCCGGCGGGCCGGACCCCGAAAGCGAAAGAAUCAGCGCCCCAGAUGAGAUAUCUGACGCCCCAGAGCGCGGUUCGGCCAGACCACCGGCCGUCAAUAGCAGCUACCUGCCACUUCCAUGGAAAGGCCGCCUCGGCUACGCAUGUCUCAACACCUAUCUGCGCUCGGCUAAAACUCCCGUCUUUUCUUCUCGUACCUGCCGACUGGCCUCCAUUAUCGAUCACCGGUACCCGCUUGCUGAUCCCUCCCAGCCGGAGCACUCCGUCAAAAACCGGCCGGACAAGUCCAAGGAACCCUCUGUGGAGCGGGGCCAGAUGUUCGUCCAAAAGUUGGGUCUGGCUAACGCCCGCGAUAUCAUCCGUAUGGUACGGUGGAACGAGAGGUAUGGUAUCCGGUUUAUGAGGCUCAGCUCUGAGAUGUUUCCCUUUGCCAGCCAUGAAGCGCACGGCUAUCGGCUCGCGCCGUUUGCUUCUGAGGUUCUUGCUGAGGCCGGGAAGGUCGCUGGUGAGUUGGGCCAUCGCUUAACCACCCACCCAGGCCAGUAUACCCAGUUGGGGUCUCCUCGAAAAGAAGUGGUCGACGCCGCGAUCCGGGACCUUGAAUACCAUGACGAGAUGCUCAGCCUCCUCCAACUGCCUGAACAACAAAACCGCGAUGCCGUCAUGAUCCUUCACAUGGGUGGCGUGUAUGGAGACAAGGCGGCCACGCUAGAAAGGUUCCGUCAGAACUACGCCAGACUUUCGCCUUCGGUCAAGGCACGCCUCGUGCUGGAGAACGACGAUGUCGGAUGGAGUGUACACGAUCUUCUCCCCACUUGCGAGGAGCUCAACAUUCCUCUCGUCCUAGAUUACCACCACCACAACAUCAUCUUUGACAACACCCAGUGCCGGGAAGGCACCCUCGACAUCAGCGAACCAGCGCUCCAAGCCCGCAUCGCCGCUACUUGGACCCGCAAGAACAUCAAGCAAAAAAUGCACUAUAGCGAACCCUGUCCCGGCGCCGUGACCCCGCGCGACCGGCGCAAGCACAGUCCUCGGGUCAUGACCCUGCCCCCCUGUCCACCAGACGCCGAUCUUAUGAUUGAGGCUAAGGACAAGGAACAGGCAGUAUUCGAGCUCAUGCGUACCUUCAAGCUGCCCGGGUUUGAUCGCAUCAACGACAUGAUCCCGAACCAGCGUGAGGACGAGCCGCGGCCCGCAGUCAAGCCGCGCAAGAAGCAAAAGCCGGCCGGCAACCUCAAGAGGAAGCGGGCACCAGACGAGGAGGCCAUCGAACUGAACGAUGAAGGGGCCGGCGCCGGAGAUCAAGAACAUGCCGAUGGAGCACGUGAAGUUUCCGACGAGGACUACGCGAUGGGCGGACCGGCAAACAGGGUGUAUUGGCCGCUCGGGCGGGAGGAUUGGCUCAAGCCGGCGCAAACUGGAAAUGGCUGA